Messenger RNA from Ctenopharyngodon idella (grass carp), 1150 nucleotides. RefSeq lists its product as uncharacterized. The transcript has 10 exons. Gene Ontology annotation, cellular component: membrane. The coding region runs from base 113 to 961 and encodes 282 amino acids. The record is from RefSeq and is a predicted model, not a curated record. Lineage: Eukaryota; Metazoa; Chordata; Actinopteri; Cypriniformes; Xenocyprididae.
GCAAAGUCCUGUCCCCCAGGAGACAAACUGAUUGAGAUCAGACUUUGCCCUGCACAACUCAUAACAGGAAGCAGAGUGGUGCCACACUAAAAGGUUUAUUGAGAGACACAGAAUGAACACAGAGCAGUCUCCCCCUCCGUACAAUCCCUAUUACCCUCCGCAAUAUCCUAAUGCAACGCAGGGCAAUGCUGGGCAGCCCACCGCUGGCAUGAUGCCCCCCGUUGUUGAACAUGUCAAUAUGGGGAUUCCAGACAGCGCUCCCCCAGAGUACACCCUGGGCUUUGAGAACGAGAACUGCUUUUCAGAUGCAGUCAUAAGAAGAGGUUUCAUAAGAAAAGUGUACUUGACACUUAUGGUUCAACUAAUAAUAACUGUUGGAAUCAUCUGUGCUUUUCUUUUUUGGGAGACACUCAGUGACUGGGUGAAACGCACUUCUUGGUUUACCUACACUAUGAUGGGUGUAACAGUUGUUCUAACCAUUGUGCUCAUCUGUUCUGGUGACAUACGUCGGAAAGUUCCCUUAAACUUCAUCUUCCUAGGGCUGUUUACAAUUACAGAGGGCCUUCUCCUUGGAUCAGUGGUAGUGUACUAUUCAGCAGAGGCAGUGCUCUGGGCGGUGGGUGCAACUGCUUUGGUGUCUCUUGCAAUGAGUUUGUUUUCAUUGCAGUCUAAAUGGGAUUUCACAGCUGCUUCAGGAAGCAUAUGGGCAAUGAGCUGGACGCUGUUUUCAUUCGCAUUGCUUUGUGCAAUUCUGAGAUCGCAGUAUUUGUACAUCUUUUAUGCAUCGUUGGGAACUUUGGUCUUCUCUGUGUAUCUGGUGAUGGACACGCAGCUCAUACUGGGAGGAAAGCACAAAUACAGCAUCAAUCCAGAAGAGUACAUCUUUGCUGCUCUGAACUUGUACCUUGAUAUUAUCACAAUUUUCUUAUUAUUGCUUCAAUUAAUUGGACUUUGUCGUUGAUGUGGUUUAUGAACAUUAUGAUUUCUGUCCCACUCAACACUUGUCUCACAUAGGCUCUGGGUUUUGAGACACAAUAUUACCUUCAUUUUUUAAAAACAUGACUCCAUUGUGUCUGUACCAUAUUAUAAAUUAAAUAUUGCAUCUAAAUCAGUAAAUCAGAAAAAUAGCUAACAUUUAAAAAAAAUAAAA